UCUUUAUCUCUAAAUUUUCUCCAUAAAUUGCGCCAUUUGCUCACAGGUGCCAACGUCUGCCUCCACAGAUUUCGCUUUCUACAAGUGGAGACUCCACUAUCUCCAAUGCGUUUGACACAAAUUCUAAUUCUAUUUCCAUGUUAAAGUCACAUUUCUCUUCAUUAACUUUGCUUAGGAUUCAAUAUUACACACGCAGAGGUUGAUUGAAUUGAUGGGUACCAAAAAAUUUUUUACGCUCACCACCCAUUUAGAUUUUGUUCAUACAUGUUUUAUCAAGGAGUUUUUGCGCGGGGAUAUGGUUAGCUCUGUUGAUUCUUUCAGGGUUUUUGUGUCCAAGUUCUUGCUUUUUGUUUUCGGAUCAGUAGUUACAUAUAUUUUCAGCUUCAGGCGGUCUGGUAGUAAUCAUCAAAUUGAUUCAUAUUGUUGUAGGGAUUCAAAGAUUGAUGAAUUUGUCGGAGAAGAGAAUGGUUUUCAGGUUCCGAAGGGAGAUCGAAUUAAUGAAUCCGACGAAGUAAAUGACAACUCUGUUUUCAUGGAAACUAGUAAGUAUGAGUUCUUAUCUGGGAAACAUUUCAGUGGAUUCUUGGAAGAACCAAAAAAUUUGGUCUUUUCUGUUCAAGAAUUUUAUACGGGUGGCUCCAGUGAUUCUACCAACACUGAUAAUGGAAUUUUUUAUACUGAAGAAGAAGCUUUUCAUCAGGAGAAAGCAGAGGACUCUGUUGAAAAUGUUUUGAUUAAACAAGAGGAAACUUUCACUGACGAUGAAGAGAGAGUUUUCACUGAAUAUAAAUUUAUGCACAACUAUGAUAGUUUAAGUAAAGUUGCUUAUAAUUUCGAAGAUAAGUCCUUGCCAGUUGAUUCAGAGUUGGAUACGACCGACUCGAGUGAUGUUUGUGAUUCAACUGAAAGCGUUGAGGCCAAAUUCGAGGAGAAGGUGGAAAAUAUUGAAAGCAUGAUGGCUAAAGCCACAUUUAUUAUGGAUAACCAAACAAUUUAUUCUGAUGAUGAUUACAUAGAAUUGAAACUUGAGUCUCAAAAUUCAAGUCUCUUGGAUGAGGAUAUGUAUUCUAUUCAGGAUUUGAUGGAAGCUGACAAUAAAAAUGAGGAGGAAGAUUUAGUUCAUAAAGAGACAGAACCAGUUGAUCAUAGUGCUAGUAUUUCUGAAGAACCUCAAUUGCAUAAUUUAUGUAGCUUGGAUGAGGAAAUUUUGUUUAGAGAGAACUUGAAUGAAGCUGAGGACCAUCAUGAGGAGGAAGAUGGUUCAGUAGAAUUUGAAGAACCGAGCUACGAGCGGAAAGGAUUCAUCUCAGAUUAUGAUGCUGAUGAUGAUGAAGAUGAUUUGGAGUUCUCAAAAGAACAUGAGGAUAUUAUAGAGCAGUUGAGAAUGGAACUCAGAAAGGCCAGAACCGGAGGGCUUGCAACCAUUAUGGAAGAAGCAGAGUCAGAGUCUCAGUCUCCAAAGAUGGUUGAGGAACUAAAACCAUUGAAGAUUGAUAAAAAGUUGGAGCACAAAGAUCGAAUGGUAGAAAUUCACAAGUUCUAUAAAAGCUACUUAAACAAAAUGCGAAAAUUGGAUGUCUUGAAUUGCCAGACCAUGCAUGCAGUUGGUUUACUUCAACUGAAAGAGCCAUGUCAAUUGAUUAAAACCCAGAAGUCUGCAGUUCCAGCAAUUAAAUCUCUUCUCUCACAGAACUUAUGGUGUUACAAACCGCAGAGGUCUGAAUCCAACUCAACACUUAAGUUCAUUGGAGAACUGCACAGGGAUUUUGAGUUGGUGUAUGUUGGACAACUCUGUCUGUCCUGGGAAAUUCUCCAUUGGCAAUAUAGGAAAGUCUUUGAAUUGCUGGAAUAUGAUUGUCAACAACUUCGUCAGUAUAAUCAAGUUGCUGAUGAAUUCCAAAUUUUUCAAGUGCUUCUGCAAAGAUUUGUCGAGAAUGAACCAUUCCAAGGCCACCCCCGAGUCCAAAAUUAUGUUGAGAGUCGGCGUGCUUAUUGCAAUCUUCUUCAAGUUCCUGCCAUUAAAGAUGAUAAUUUGAAGGAUAAGAAGGGAAGAGGAAGAGACGAAGAAGACACAAUUACAAGCGCAAUGUUAACAGAAAUAAUAAAAGAAUCGAUACGGGUGUUCUGGGAGUUUCUUCGUGCUGAUAAAUGUGAAGCUGAUGUGACGCUAAAUAGUCCUGAGCUCCAAGACUCCAUAGAUUCAGAGCUUCUAAUAGAUAUCCGAACAGAUUUUCAAAAGAAGGAGAAAAGGCUAAAAGAAAUAUUGAGAACUGGUAGCUGCAUAGUCAAGAAAAUCCAAAAGCAUCAUGAAGGCAGAUUAAAUUACGCAAUGUUAUUCGCCCAGGUUGAAUUGAAACUGGUUUCAAGAGUGCUAAAUAUGUCAAAAUUAACAAGAGAUCAAUUAGUAUGGUGCCAUGAGAAGCUAGCCAAAAUUAAUUUUUUGAACAGAAAACUAGUCUUAGAACCCUCAUUCUUGCUCUUCCCUUUUUGACAAACAUGCUCCUUGAAGAGAUUUAUACAAACAGAUACGAACAAAGUUUGAUAUAGAAUUUAGAGUAUACUGGGUGCUCAAAUCAUUAUACAGUUGUGUAUAAAUUAGAUUGUAGAACAAUUACUGAUUCAAUCAGGGUUGAUUUACAAAUUCCCUGAUAUAUACCUGUUAUGUUGUUCUUUUCUCUCUUAAUGUGAUUUGC
Molecule: messenger RNA, 2693 nt
Organism: Pistacia vera
Lineage: Eukaryota; Viridiplantae; Streptophyta; Magnoliopsida; Sapindales; Anacardiaceae
Exons: 5
Coding region: 212-2491 (759 amino acids)
Source: RefSeq, a predicted model, not a curated record